Messenger RNA from Naegleria lovaniensis, 885 nucleotides. RefSeq lists its product as uncharacterized. The transcript has a single exon. The record is from RefSeq and is a predicted model, not a curated record. NCBI's taxonomy places the organism in Eukaryota, Heterolobosea, Eutetramitea, Acrasida, Naegleriidae. Bases 1 to 885 code for a protein of 294 amino acids.
AUGUUCAAAUACUUCUCUUCGAGAUUGAUUCAACUUGGGAUUCAACAUGGAUCUCCCUCCCAAUUCAUGAAUGGUGUGAAGCAACAAUUGAGUCAUUGUGUUGAGAUCUCACAAAUGAAUCAAUCCCUUUCAAAUAUCAUGAGCAACAUUCAGGAAGGAAAAAAGGAAAUUCUCUCUUCCUCAGUCACCAGUCAAUUCUUGGAACAAGAAAAGAUGAAAAGAAACAAUCCAUAUCCCAAUACUUGGAUUCCAUUGAGUGCAAGUUUCAUUUCUUCUUAUAAAGUGUUGGUCCAUGAAUUGCGUAUCCUGGAUCAUGACCAAGCCAUGUCGCUUCUGAGUGAAGCCAUUUGUACGCUCGCUCCAGAAGAAUAUAAUGAAACACAUGUGAUACCUUAUUUGGUGAAAAAGAAAGCAACCAUACAUGAUGCACAACAUUUGGAGCGAGUGAAAGAAUUCAUGGAAGAAAAUUAUAACAAGUUUCCAGGGUUUGACAUGUCCACUCAAAUUGAACAUGAAGAAGCUCAAAAAGGAAUUCCUUCUCAGCAGCAACAUCAACAAUUAUCGUCAUCAUCCUCUACAACAAUCUCAUUGGUCAAAAUGAAAGUGCAUUAUUGUGUCAUACAUGCCUUCUUUAAGGCUCACGGCAUGGGACAUAUCUUGCCUGCCAUGUGUUCUUUCGAUUGCACAUGGUCGAGUGCUUUCCAUUCGCCUCGAGUGGGACUCAAAUUCAGACGAAGUAGAGUUCUGAGUUUGGGAGAUGAGUUUUGUGAAUUUGCAGUUUCGAAAGAUUUUGAAAAGGAUAUGGAGGAUGCGGUCAUGAACACCCUUCCACCAAAAAAAACCAAAUUCACUAUGACUGUAAACAAUCAUGAAGAGAUUCAAUAA